AUGACUUUGCUUAUGGAUCAUUCAUUGAGUCCAUCUAUGACGCGAGGGCCAGGGUAUAAUGGGGCUACUAAUAUGAAGGGUGAAAUAAUUGGUCUUAAAACUUUGAUUAUGAAUGAUACUCCUAAAGCCUACUACGUACAUUAUUUUGCUCAUCAACUUCAAUUAACUCUAGUAGUCGUUGCUAAAAAGAAUGAUAGUCGUGGUUGGCUCUUUGAGAUACUUGCAAACUUGUUGAAUAUAGUUGGAGUUUCUUGUAAAAGGAGAGAAAUGACUCGAGAAAUUCAAGCUAAAAAAGUUGCUCAAGCCUUGAAUUUGGAACUCGAGAGUGGGUCGAGAUUGAAUCAAGAACUUGGUUUGAAAAGUCCUGAGGAUACUCAUUGGGAUUCUUAUUACAAAAUUCUUAUAAAUAUAAUCUACUUGUUUCCUACCGUUGUUGAGCUUGUUGAAACGAAUAGGCAUAAGACUUAUCCACUAAUAUUUUGGCUUAUCAAGUUGAUUUUGAUUCUUCCUGUUGCUAUCGCAAGUGUAGAAAGAGUAAAAAUGACAUAUGUUAAAAGUAAGUUGCGAUAUAGCAUGGGUGAGCAACUAUUAAAUGAUUCUUUGGUUACUUUCAUAGAAAGGGAUGUGUUCCUACAAGUUCCCGAUGAAGAUAUCGAUUAA
Molecule: messenger RNA, 660 nt
Organism: Beta vulgaris subsp. vulgaris (sugar beet)
Lineage: Eukaryota; Viridiplantae; Streptophyta; Magnoliopsida; Caryophyllales; Amaranthaceae
Exons: 2
Coding region: 1-660 (219 amino acids)
Molecular function (GO): protein dimerization activity
Source: RefSeq, a predicted model, not a curated record